AUGUCCGAGACUCCCUUCCCAGUACCCAAUGCCAUCACUCCGUAUUGGCGGAGGGAGCUGCACGCUCUUGACAGCCACCAAAGCUCCGAUACUCUGCCGGCGGAGCAGGACAUUGUCAUCAUUGGCGCCGGAUACUCGGGUGCAGCUCUAGCGUAUUACCUCUUGGAUGAGACCGAUCCGUCAUCGCGCCCGACUGUCACGAUCCUCGAAGCGAGGCAAGCAUGCUCUGGCGCAACAGCCCGCAAUGGCGGCCACGUCAGACCGGAUCUCUACGCUGGCCUUCCCGCUCGCGCCAAAAGAUUCGGACAAGAGGUAGCGGAUGAGAUGGCUCUAUUUGAACUUGCUAAUCUCCACGCCGUGAGAGAUCUGGUACAGGUGAAGAACAUUGACUGUGACUUCAGGAUGACCACAUCCAUGGCUGUCUUGAGAGAUGAGGCACUUGCGAAGCCCAUCAAAGAAGGCCUGGAUGAGCUUCUGCAGCUGGGAUCGCCAACCGCAAAGCUUGUCCACUACCUCGAAGGCAAGGAGGCAGCGACAUUCUCCGGUGUCAAAGGAGCAACCGCCGUCUUUUCAUUUCAGGCGGGCUCCAUCUGGCCCUACAAGCUGGUUCUAUUCCUCCUGUCGCAAGCUGUCGACAAGGGAGCCCAGCUACACACUCACACGCCCGUUACCAAAGUUUCCGACUCCCGACAGGACGGCUUCUGGACCGUAACCACGCCCAGAGGUGUCAUUAGGGCAAAGACUGUCCUCUAUGCUUCCAACGGGUACACGUCAACAAUCCUCCCAGAGUACAAGAACCGCAUCAUCCCAGUCCGCGGGAUCUGCAGCCAUGUGGCUGCUCCCGACGGUGCCGAGCAUCCACAUCUCCCAAUGACAUAUUCACUGCGGCAUGGAACCAACCUCUAUGACUACCAAGUCACGCGGCCAGACGGUAGCAUCGUGGUCGGCGGUGCUAGGAUCGAAGUUAUCCCGCGCGUCAACGAAUGGUACAACGUCUGGGACGAUUCGAAGCUCAUCGAGCCCGCUGCUCAUUACUUUGAUGACUACAUGCAAAGGAACUUCCGUGGUUGGGAAACCAGCGGGGCCAAAGCUGACAGCGUCUGGACGGGAAUCAUGGGGUACACCAACGAUACCUACCCCCAUGUCGGACCUGUGCCUUCAAAACCAGGGCAAUUCAUCUGCGCGGGGUUCAACGGACAUGGCAUGUCAUUCAUUCUGUUGACAGCCAAGGGUUUGGCAAAGAUAGUACGGGAAGAUGUGCCAUUUUCGCAGUCCGGUAUUCCACGGCUGUUCGAGACGAGUGAGCGCAGACUUCAAGAGGAAAAGAAUGAGCUGCUCGGAUAA
Colletotrichum orchidophilum is the source of this 1344-nucleotide messenger RNA. Its product is annotated as FAD dependent oxidoreductase. The record is from RefSeq and is a predicted model, not a curated record. Lineage: Eukaryota; Fungi; Ascomycota; Sordariomycetes; Glomerellales; Glomerellaceae. The transcript has 4 exons. Gene Ontology annotation, cellular component: cytoplasm. The coding region runs from base 1 to 1344 and encodes 447 amino acids. Gene Ontology annotation, molecular function: oxidoreductase activity.